Molecule: messenger RNA, 2855 nt
Organism: Oncorhynchus masou masou (cherry salmon)
Lineage: Eukaryota; Metazoa; Chordata; Actinopteri; Salmoniformes; Salmonidae
Product: sodium-dependent neutral amino acid transporter B(0)AT2-like
Exons: 12
Coding region: 239-2338 (699 amino acids)
Biological process (GO): sodium ion transmembrane transport
Cellular component (GO): plasma membrane
Source: RefSeq, a predicted model, not a curated record
UGCUUCUUACACUGCUACAACGUGGCGCCUGUGAAGUUUUGUAUAGGAUUCCGAAUAGCAAUGAUCAAGUUGAGCGUUCCAGAGAACCCUUCGUUAUUAUUUGCGUCAACCCAAACGUAAUUUAGAGACAAGACAAGGUUCUCGUUCUGCUGGGUAACGGACCAAGACUGGCAGUGAGAAGUUGUCCGACGUCAGAGACUACUCCCCCAAGUGCACAGCGCGACGUAGAGGGCACACCAUGAUGGAGAAGCCUCCAUUGCCUAGCGAUGAGGAGGGCACUAGGAUGGUAGAGAGUCGGUCGGAGGCGGAGCUCCUGGACUUGGGAGUGCAGGGGACCUCCGGGGGCGUGGCGUCGUCUGGGGAUGCAGACGACCGUCCGGCGUGGGACAGCAAGCUGCAGUAUGUACUGGCUCAGGUGGGCUUCAGCGUGGGCUUGGGGAACGUAUGGAGGUUCCCCUACCUCUGCCAUCAGAACGGAGGAGGCGCAUUCAUGGUUCUCUAUGUCAUGCUGUUGGUGGUGGUGGGGGUUCCCUUGUUCUUCAUGGAGCUGGCUGCGGGCCAGUGUAUCCGUCAGGGCAGCAUCGGUGUGUGGAAGCACAUCUCCCCCAAGCUGGCCGGUAUCGGCUACUCCAGCUGCAUGGUAUGUUUCUUUGUGGCUCUCUACUACAAUGUCAUCAUCGCAUGGAGUCUCUUCUACAUGGGCAACUCCUUCCAGUAUCCUCUACCCUGGGAGCAGUGUCCCAUCAACAUGACCACCAAUAACACUGUAAAGGAAUGCUUAGGUAGCUCCCCAACCUCAUACUUCUGGUUCCGGAAGGCUCUAGACAUCACAGACUCCAUCGAUGAGUCUGGUGAGUUUAACCCCAUCAUGACGGGCUGUCUGCUGGCUGCCUGGGCCAUCGUCUGUCUAGCCAUGAUCAAAGGCAUCAAGUCCUCUGCCAAGGUGAUGUAUUUCUCCUCAGUCUUCCCCUAUGCUGUGCUGUUCAUCUUCCUCGUCAGAGGCUUGAUGCUGGAUGGGGCCAUGGAGGGAAUCGCCUACAUGUUCUACCCUAAAAUAGAAAUUUGGGCUGAGGUGCAGGUGUGGCGGCAGGCAGCCACACAGGUGUUCUUUGCCCUGGGCCUGGGCUACGGCUCUGUGAUUGCCUACUCUUCCUACAACCCCAUCCACAACAACUGUCACCGUGACGCGCUCAUGGUCUCUUGCAUCAACUUCAUGACCUCAGUGCUCGCAUCACUGGUGGUGUUCGUAGUGCUGGGCUUCAGGGCCAAGAACAUUGUCCUGAACUGCAUCACCCAGAAUCUGGGCCUGUUAAACCACAUGGCCACACAUGGAAGCAACCAUCACUGGUGGCCAUGGUUCAACAUGUCUGAUCCUGCCUCCGUCACCAUACCUGACUACAGAGAAUGGUACCAUCACUACGGCUCCCAGGUGGGGACAAACAUCACUGACUGUGACCUGGAUGAGGAGAUGAGCAAGGGUGUGGAAGGGACGGGCCUGGCGUUUAUUGCCUUCACAGAGGCCAUGGCCCAGUUCCCUGCCAGCCCCUUCUGGUCCACGCUCUUCUUCCUCAUGCUGCUCAACCUGGGCAUGAGCACCAUGUUCGGCACCAUGCAGGGGAUCCUCACCCCCCUCAUGGACAACUUCAGCCUGCUGGGACGCCACCGGACCAUGCUCACAGUGUGCAGCUGUUCCCUGGGCUUUGUGAUCGGACUUUUGUUUACCCAGCGCUCGGGGAACUACUUUGUGACAAUGUUCGAUGACUACUCUGCUACCCUACCCCUGAUCAUCGUGGUGGUCUUUGAGACAUUCGCUGUGGCCUGGGUGUACGGAGCUGACCGCUUCUUGGAUGACAUUGAGAUCAUGCUGAAAUGGCGCCCCCCGGUGCUGUAUAAGUACCUGUGGAAGUACGUGUGUCUGUUUGCUAUGGUGGGCCUGCUGGCGGCAAGUCUACUGCGAAUGGUCUUCAAACGACCGACCUACACAGCCUGGAACCACACCACGGCAUCGGAGACAACUCUGGAGUACCCAGGCUGGGCCCUGUCCAUGUUGGCCAUGCUGAUCCUGGCUGCCACCUUGCCUGUCCCUGUUGGCUACUUCCACUCCUGGCUGAAGAACCGUGGCAUGGGCCCCGAGGGGGAGCUCGUGGGCCAGGAGAUAGACCGAGAGAGGUACACCAAGUGCAACUCCAGCGACGCCCUGGACUCCAACUCCCAGCAUACCCCUUCGGUGGAGGAUGAUGGCCGACCCAGGGCUAGCUUCCUACCACUGGGCCUCGACCACUACAGACUCCUCCCACAACAGGAAGACGUGGAGGAGGAGGAAGAGGAUACGAUGUGAGAGAGGGGUUUGAGAAUCAAGGUACGAAGAGAGGAGAGUGGCAGUCGGAAAGAGAGCCCCACUUUAGAGAGAGCGUCUCUUGACUGAAAUAGUGGAAAGGACUCCACUUAUGUUCCCAGACGUUUAAUUGAUAAGGAAUCUUAAUAAUGUAUUACAAUGUAUAUGACCGUUCAUCCAUAUUACCAAAGAAACCUAACAUUAGCACAAUGUAAUAACCUGUAUCCUUAGUGCCAACGCACACCUAUCAUAAGUGACCUAUCAUAAGUGACCUAUCAUAAGUGACCUAUCAUAAGUCACGUAUCAUAAUUGACCUAUCUUAAGUCAAGUAUCAUAAGUGACCUAUCAUAAGUGACCUAUCAUAAGUGACCUAUCAUAAGUGACCUAUCAUAAUUGACCUAUCUUAAGUCAAGUAUCAUAAGUGACCUAUCAUAAGUGACCUAUCAUAAGUGACCUAUCAUAAGUGACCUAUCAUAAGUGACCUAUCAUAAUUGACCUAUCUUAAGUCAAGUAUCAUAAG